This is a messenger RNA of Eutrema salsugineum, 606 nucleotides long. RefSeq names its product putative RING-H2 finger protein ATL61. Gene Ontology annotation, biological process: protein ubiquitination. Lineage: Eukaryota; Viridiplantae; Streptophyta; Magnoliopsida; Brassicales; Brassicaceae. The record is from RefSeq and is a predicted model, not a curated record.
AUGAGAGAUUCUGUUUCUGAAUUUCUAAUACAGUUCGGAAUAAACUUCGGCCUCACCGUGUUUUUCUUUGGGAUUGUGUGUGGAUUGGUGUUUUGUCUUAUUAAGUGUGAUUGUAACGAUGACAAUCAUCAUCAUAAUGAUCAUGACAACAGCCAUGACCAUGUCAUCGUGACCAUCAUGGAACAUUCUGGUAUCAAGCCCUCCGUUCUCCGAUCAAUCCCCGUCGUAGACUUCAACUCUAACGACUUCAAAGACGGCGUCGAAUGCGUUGUUUGCCUCUCCGAUCUCGUCCACGGAGACAAAUCCAGGGUUUUGCCGAGCUGUAACCACUGGUUUCACGCCGAUUGUAUCGACUCGUGGUUUCGAUCUCACUCCACGUGUCCUAUCUGCAGAAAGAGAGUUUGUUCGGUGCAGCGAAGAACGAGACCGGAACUUGGUCUCGACGAGGGUUUGGCACAAGACCACGACCCGAGUUCCGAACAUCCUCGGUUCCCGACCGAUCCACCUCCAAGUACCAACGCGGCGACGGUUGUUGGAGGCUGCGUUGAAUCAGACGAGAUUCGACCAGAUUUUACGGCGGUGGUUGUAGAUUCCCCGGGGAAGUGA